AAGGAGGGGGAGCUUUGGAGAGAUCUUCGCCAGCGGGAAAAUUCGCGGCUAUUUGAUGCCGCGGUAAAGUGUUCAUAACAGAUCAGUUGAAGAUCCUUUCCCGACAACACCGCAUCAAGAAGAGCCACAAUGGUUGACGGAGCAGUUUUGGACAAACUUGAAGCCGGAUUCAAGAAACUUAAGGAUUCCGAUUCUAAAUCGCUCUUGAAAAAAUUCCUCACCCAAGAGAUCUUUGACAAUCUCAAAACAAAGAAGACCCCCACCUUUGGUUCAACACUUCUUGAUGUUAUCCAAUCUGGUUUGGAAAACCAUGAUUCCGGAGUAGGAAUCUACGCACCUGAUGCUGAAUCGUACACCGUCUUCGCUGACUUGUUUGACCCCAUCAUUGAAGACUACCAUGGUGGAUUCAAAAAGACCGACAAGCAUCCACCCAAGAACUGGGGUGAUGUCAGCGUUUUCGGCGAUCUCGAUCCCACUGGUGAAUUUGUAGUUUCCACCCGUGUCAGAUGCGGACGUUCCUUGGAAGGCUACCCAUUCAACCCAUGCUUGACUGAAGAACAGUACAAGGAGAUGGAACAGAAAGUAUCCACCACUCUUUCUGGACUUGAAGGAGAACUCAAGGGAACGUUCUUCCCAUUGACUGGCAUGAGCAAAGAGGUUCAACAAAAACUCAUCGAUGACCACUUCUUGUUCAAGGAAGGUGAUCGCUUCUUGCAAGCCGCCAACGCUUGCCGCUUCUGGCCCUCUGGUCGUGGUAUCUACCACAAUGACGCCAAAACAUUCUUGGUCUGGUGCAACGAAGAAGAUCAUCUUCGUAUUAUCUCCAUGCAGAUGGGUGGUGAUUUGGGUGCUGUCUACAGACGUUUGGUAACUGCAGUCAACGAUAUUGAAAAGAGACUACCUUUCUCUCACAAUGACAGGCUCGGUUUUCUCACUUUCUGUCCAACCAACUUGGGUACUACUGUCCGUGCUUCUGUGCAUAUCAAGGUACCUAAAUUGGCUGCCAACAAAGCCAAGCUCGAAGAAAUCGCUGCUAAAUACAAUCUCCAGGUUCGUGGUACUCGUGGUGAACACACAGAAGCCGAAGGUGGUGUUUACGACAUCUCCAACAAGAGACGCAUGGGUCUUACAGAAUACGAUGCUGUCAAGGAGAUGUACGAUGGCAUCCAAGAACUCAUCAAGAUUGAGAAAGAGUUGUAAACUAAUAUUAAAAACUCCCAAUAUAACAUUCGUCACCAUUCGUGAUUUUAAAUUACUUGUAAGCAAUGGUAUAAAAAUAUACUUGUAUUUACUAUUAUCUAUCUCGUUUGCCAAAGGUAUUACCAGAGAUGAUUGCUUUCAAAAAAAAGCUCUAUUUAGUUUAAGAUGUCGAGAUAUUGAUGUCAAGUCUGAAAACCAGCUUCAUUCUAGUCGACAUUGUUUUUUUUAAAUAAUUGUUUUAUUUAUGAAUGAUGUCAAACAUUGGAUUAGUGUUAUUAUUUAUAAUUUAUUUUUAUUGUAAUUCUGACAAAUAUAAGUAUUAUUUUGAAAACAA
Molecule: messenger RNA, 1534 nt
Organism: Psylliodes chrysocephalus
Lineage: Eukaryota; Metazoa; Arthropoda; Insecta; Coleoptera; Chrysomelidae
Source: the annotation of a GenBank genome assembly